Molecule: messenger RNA, 4031 nt
Organism: Blepharisma stoltei
Lineage: Eukaryota; Ciliophora; Heterotrichea; Heterotrichida; Blepharismidae
Source: the annotation of a GenBank genome assembly
AUGGAAGGGUUUCAGUGCUUCUAUAGUGGCUGUGAGCGAGUCCCAGAACAUGUUUGCAGAUGUGCAUCUAAUCCCACCUUUAUGUGCUCUGCUCAUAUGAGUAAACAUAUGAAAAUCGCUGCUGCACUUCACCAAAUCGAAAGGAUUCAUGCACCGCCCAUUGCAGAAUCCAAAAACGUAAUCAUAAGAUUAUUGAAUGCUGAAAAAACUGACCUUAAUGUCAUAAAAACCAAAAUCCUCCAAAGAUUCUCAGCUAAUUUUGUUGAUGUAGAGUCUAUUAUUACUCAAGGGCUAGCCCAGCUAGACCGUGACAUAAAAGACUUAGAAAACGUCAUCCUUCAGGUCAUCAGCACUAAUCAGGUAUCAAAAUAUGAAAAUAAUCCUGUCUUAAGCUGCUUGAUUUUAUCUCCUAGAGACGCACAUGACAAAUUUAUAGGGCUUUUGCCAUCUAGGACGGUAAAAUAUGAUAAGUUAAUUAAGUAUGCUUAUAUUUAUGAUGGAGAAAUUGAAAAUGUUAUAGGGAAUAUCAUUGAUAUUAAGAUUAGUGAAGUGCUGGAAAGGUUGACAAAAACUGAGAAAUUUUCACAAGCUAUGGCAGAAAAAUCAAUAGAAUACAGCCAAAUUGUGCUGGAGCAGUCCAGGCAAUUUAAUGAGUUCAUUGGAAAAGUGGACGCGGUAGGUGAAGAAGUAAAAUCGCAUAAGGAAUUUUUGAGGAACCAUGAAAAUUGGAUGGUGGCUACUUCUGCAACUAUUAACGAAAUAAAUGAUAAGAUGCACUUAAAUCUAGCAGAUUCUUUAAUCCCUCUCCCUCUUUAAAUCGUAACCAAAAAAAUUCUGUUCCAAUUUAAAUGGGAUUAUUAAGUAUUUGAAAGAAUUUAACAUAUAGUCAAUCUAGUUGACUAUAAAAAAAAUUAGUGACAAAAAUUUUAUAAAUAUUUUGGAAAAUAAAAAAUUUUUAAAUUGAAUGGAAUUAAUCCUAAUAAUUUUAUGAAGAAUUUUCAUUUAAAAAAUUAAUCAACUCAGAGUACAAUUAUUUAUAUAUAGUAUUCUAUUUGAACUUCCUCCUUUAAAUAGGGUCAAAGCUAUUUAUAUAAAAUUAUUAUUUUUCGCCUAAAAAAAAAUUAUCCAUUGAAAAAUUAAAAUUUUGUCAAAUUUAAAGAUGGUUAAUUUACCCCAAAAUGGGAAAUUUUAUUGAUAUUUUAUUCCAGUUUAAAAGGGGAAGGAAGUUAGGGAAAAUUAGUGUUGUAGAAGAAGAAAUAAAAAUAAAUAAAGAACUUCUGAAGCGGCACGAGGAAUGAAUGGGCUCCACAUCAGUCUCUAUAAGAGACAUAAAUGAAAUAAUGCGCUCAACCCUCAAUGACACUAAUAACUCUAGUAAAAAAGUCAGCGCUUUAGAAGAAGAGGUUAAAAACCAAAAAGAGUUUAUUAAGCACCAUGACGACUGGAUGGGAUCAACCUCUGUGACCAUCAAUGAUCUAAUUGAAAAAGUCUACUCAAAUAUCAAUGAUACUAAACUAUCUAACGAGAGGUCAAACCAAAUGUUCAAGAACUUUGAAAACGCAAUAGUGAGCAUGAAAAGUGAAAUAGAGAGAAUAUUUGGAGCACAAAAGGAGCAAGAAAGAAAAGAAAAUAUAGAAAAAGUAACAAUCAUUGAAAAGCAGUGCUAUACAUUGAAAAAAUGUAUAGAAGAACAAGAAAAAAAAAUCAGUAAAAUAAUUUGGGAAAUUGGAGAGUCGCUGAAUCAGAGAACCGAGCUCGACCGCAAACAAUUAGAUGAAAAAAUUUUAGCAAUUGAACAAACUACCACUUCACAAAGCCAAAAAAUAGGCAAUCAAAAAGAAAAAAUCAGCCAAUUAAAAGCAGAUUUUGAAUCACAGAUAAGCUUUGUUAGGCAGCUUGGUGACCAGAUGAACUUAAUUACUAAAUCGUUAAAAGAAGCUGAUGCUAAAGCAGCAAUAAGUACUCAAAAUCUAAAUAAUCAAAAUACACAAAACGCCUCAAUACUAAGCCAGCUCUCAACAGAAAUUGCUUCAUUCAAAGGAGAAGUUAAGAAAACCUUAGAAGAGCAAAAAAAAAUAAAUGAACUUAGAGCAAGUGGCCUGGAAGAAAGAAACACGUCAUUGAACAAUGAAACUAUCAAAGAAAUAGCGAAUUUAAGAGCAGAAACCAACCAAUUUUUAGCAAAACAAAGAGAAGAAGACACAAUCAUAAUGAAUCAGCUUGCAGAAAAUCUGUCCUCAAGGAUUGACAAGACAAGCAGUCAACUCUCCUCAUUCAAAACAGAAGUCUACGAAAUCUUAGAAACGCAAAAAGACAAAAACAACCAAGUUUUAUCAGAAAAGCUCCUCUCCUUUGAGCAGAGAAGCUUAGAACAAAUCGCAAAGCUAAACGAGCAUCAAGAGAAGUUUAAUUUAAUGAAGGACGAAAUUAAAGCACAAACUGAUACCCUCAAAAGCUAUAACACCAUCAUUGCUCCAAUUUCAGCAUCUUUUAAUGAAAUGGUGGCCAAAAUCAGCUUCAAUACCAAUGAAAUUAAGAGGUAUAAAGAGCUCAUUGACUCAUCUCUUGUAACUUUAACUGUGGAAGAAGCUGAGAUAAAGCAAGGAAUUGUAAAACAAGAUGAAAAAAUUGAAAAUAUAAAGCAAGAGUUCAUUGAAAAAGUCAACCAAAUUUCCUUGGCACUUCCAGAAGGCAAUAGUGUUAUGUCUACUGAUCCUUUUGGCAAGCUGAAGAAAAGUAUCAUGUGUAUGACUUCAGAAGAUGAACAGCUCAAAAUGUUUGGCCUAAAAAUACGAGACCUCAUGAUUUUUGAAAAUGAGCUUGACAGGCUUGACAGUCAAAUUAUAUUUUCAGAAAUGAACCAAGAAUGCAUCACAUGGUCAUUUUUUGACGAAAUCUCUCAGCAGAAAAUUAAGAUACAAGAUUUAUAUUGCAGGCUAGAAAAGCUGACUAAAGAAUAUGAAAGUGUUUCUUAUUUAUACGCAAAGAGUGAAGAGACAAAAUGCCUUUGUGACUUAAGCGGAGAAAUCGCUAAAACAUUUAAUGAGUACUCAGAUCGGUAUACAGGGGUGGUUGCGAAAUAUGAAGAAAUGAUGAAAAGGUCACAUAUUUUUUAUGAAAUGGUUAAAAUGAAGGAAUAUGAAUACAACAUAUAUGCAGAUAAGUAUAUAUAUUUAACGGAAAGAGAAAAAACGAAAACAAAAUUAAUAAUAUUUGACUCGGAGUUGCAGAAGCGUGACUUUGUGUACAUUGAUACUCCUGAACCAUUGUGUUGCUUUACAAGCAUUACUCAGCUUCCUAAUUAUGAGCUAUUCUGCUUUGGUAAUUGGAACCCUCUCUCUGGAAUUACAUGCAUCAUUGAUUCAAAGUAUAAUGUUCGUGUGCUUCCUUCAGGAACACCCUGCAAUAAAGCAGGAUCAGUAUAUUACCAGAACAACGUUUAUGUGUUUGGUGGCUCAGACAACAAAAAAGAUCUGGCUCUGGCUGAAGCAUAUGAUUUGGUAGAAAAUAAGUGGAUUAAGCUAAAUCCUCUCCCAGCACCUUCGAGAAGAUGCUCUUGCAUAGUUUAUAAGCAAAAUAUUAUAAUCACAGGAUUUAAUUACUCAAAGUUGUACAGCUAUAGCAUUAUUCAAAACAGCUAUACUGAAAUAUCAAGUCUCUUACCCAUGUUUUUCAAAAACGCUUUUCAUUUUUUAUUUAAAAAAUAAGAAAAAAUCUAAAAUUCCUAAAAUGAGUUAGUCAGAAGUGGAGGGAACAAAAUCUUAGUUUCAGGGAUAUUUAGGCUCUUCCUAAUUGAAAGCAGCGGAGCCAUAUAUGAGAGUGAAGUAGGAGAUGAAAAUAAUUGAAAAAAAGUUGCUAUAUCAAACCUAAGCAAUAAUCCAGAGCAAAUUUAUAGAGCCUAUAGGGAAGGAUCGAUUUAUGUCGGAUUCUUGAAUACAGAUGGAUUCUAUAAAUUUGGUUUAGAUGACAAGAAGUUUGAAAAAAUUCAAGGAAUUGAAAUUGGGCAAGCCCCUCCAAGUUCAAUAGGUUAA